AUGGAGCGAUUGGUAGAAAAGCUACAAGCACCUCGGAGAUCUGUUCAAGCAAGGGAGGAAGCCAAUAAACACGCCUCAGUAUGCUCAGACUCGGCGUGUUCAUCAUCUGCCGCUGAACCAGCCCAGCCCUCCUCCACUGAGGUAGUACCAUGUCCGCUUCCACUAGCCUCGGGCUCGCCCAGUUCAGUAAACUCAUAUUAUCCGGGAGCAUCCGAGGGUGCCGUUGGUGCUGCGGGUCAGCACAUAAUUCUUUUUUCGACUUCUGCUUCAAUUCGUAUCCUACUAAUACCACGUGCAGGAUCAUCCUCGUUGUUCUCAGCGGAAGGAAUCGCCAAAAUUGAUGCUCUGAUAGGCGACACACGUUACUCAGAAGCAGUGCGUAUUCUUUUAGACCAGGUUGCAAGUGUCGCGCCUACUAAAAGCCUCGGGUGUACCUCUGCAAAGAGUUACCCAUUUCCUCCGAACGAUAUUAUCAUAUCUUGCAUCAACCAAUUUUUUAGAGUGUUUAAUUUCGGAAUCAGAUUGUUCGAAGAGGCCAAAGUACGAGCAGCAGUUCAGGCAUAUAUGCUUGGACAGCCUUGCGACGAGGCGGGAUGGCAGAUGGCAUUGAAUGUCAUUCUUGCACAUGAACUUCGUCAACGAGAGUGGAACACGGACAAUCAACAGCACACAUACUAUCUAAACAAUGCCCUCGCUAUGGUACCUAACAUUAUUCUGCAGCCACCCAAUCCUAUGGCGAUAGGUUCGCUUCUCUCGCUGGUUUACUAUUUUAUGUUUACGGCUAAGAACCAUGUCGCUAUAUCCCUCCUUGCCCUGGCAACCCAACUUAUUCUCUUGGCUGGUUAUCAUAAUCUCAGUUGCCCGACAGAUGGACAGGGGGAGCUCGCAGACGUGCUUCAUCGUCGUCGUAUAUUCUGGCACGCCUACGUGCUAGAUCAUGAUCUUAUGUUGCGCAUCGGAAAGCCGCCUCUCAUCAAUGAUGUUUUCCUUCAAGAGCUUCCGGACGAAUUGCCAGCGGACGGAUACGCGGUAUACUACUAUCCUGGAAACGUCAAACUGAGCUAUUUCCACCAGCAGGUGCGCCUAUCUCACAUACGGGGACGCAUCUAUGACAAGCUGUACCUUCAAAGCAGGGAGAAAAUGACCGGUGUCACUCUUGAGAACACAAUGGCACAACUGGACGCAGAACUAUACUGUUGGUGGCAGGAUAUCCCAGAAAUGACACGCCCAAAUCCGGACGAGAAUCUGUCAGAUGUCGAUGAAGCUAGAUUCAUGAGUCUGAGUGUGUUAAACUUUAUGUACUUCCAGUCAAUUGUUGCCGUUCACUCGGCAGCUUUCAGGCUGCCGCUUCUUGGAAACGACAAGGACGUGAGUCCUAGUAUUGCCUUGUGCGUCAAUGCAGCACGGGCCGGGAUUUCUUUACUGAGAUAUCAACGCCCACGACACCCCUUCACCAUUUAUUUUCUGUAUCAGGUCGCCUGGACCGUUGACAUUCUCUUCGUCAACAUCAUUGAGAAUAGGACUUCAGUAACAGCGAUCGACGACCUCGAGCUUAUCGAGAUGGUUGUCAGGUUUUUCGAGAGUCAUGAUCCAAGUCACAAGAAUGUGGCUUCUUACCACAUCAUCUUGACUUUGUAUGAGGUGGCGUCAUCCGUGGUUCUGCAGACCACGUCGAAACCACUCGGUCAACGUCUUCCUACUACUGCAACAACGGUUUCAAGUUCACUAUACACUAAUACGGUAGACAAUGGCAACUUAGCAAUGGAGUCUGUACUGCCUCCUUCCCUACUUCCUCCAGAAGACCCUACACAGGGAAGGGGGAACAUCUCCAUUGCUCCCCACGACUGGUUCUCUACGGGCUUCUUGCAGAUGACCGACUGGGAAUUCCCGGCCAGUCUCUAG
Messenger RNA from Colletotrichum truncatum, 1902 nucleotides. RefSeq names its product fungal specific transcription factor. Gene Ontology annotation, molecular function: DNA binding; zinc ion binding. The record is from RefSeq and is a predicted model, not a curated record. Gene Ontology annotation, biological process: DNA-templated transcription. NCBI's taxonomy places the organism in Eukaryota, Fungi, Ascomycota, Sordariomycetes, Glomerellales, Glomerellaceae.